This is a messenger RNA of Cavia porcellus (domestic guinea pig), 1698 nucleotides long. Its product is annotated as keratin-associated protein 5-5-like. NCBI's taxonomy places the organism in Eukaryota, Metazoa, Chordata, Mammalia, Rodentia, Caviidae. The record is from RefSeq and is a predicted model, not a curated record. The transcript has a single exon. The coding region runs from base 740 to 1351 and encodes 203 amino acids.
ACAAAUGCACUGGGAACAAGGAAUUUGUUCCAUUUAUUUACAAAUAACUUCCAGGGCAAGGGAGACAACUAAAAACUUAGGAUUUAUAUGACAGUAAAAAAAAAUGCACCCACACAGAUAAUUAAAGAAAUUAAACCAGAAAAGGAAAUACCAUUUUUCAUUUGAGAAAUAUGUAAUACACACUGUCUUGAAGUUCUAAACUACAUUGCCAACAAACAUGAGCAACCACAUGUCUUGAACAAACAAGUAAAUCUGACUAAUCUGUCUUCACAUGCAGAGACAAAAUGAUAAAAGUCUUUUCCAAUAAAACUCUAGUGAUAUGGAUGAAAGUUCAGCUUCAGGAACCAUUUACAGAAGAUCGUGUUUCUGAAGGAAAUAGUUGCAAAGUUGGGACAUGCAGAUGGGGCGAGAUCAAUCAGGAUGGGCCUUGUGAUAAACACACCAUCAAUGUCACACAAGGAAGGAAGUCAGGUGAGUCUUGGGCUCCAGGACAAUAAGGAAGGAGCCACACGUAGGCCCUUAAGAAACUGAGUGAUGCAUGGGACAUGCAACAGCCUGAAAUGCAACAAACAAAGAAACACAUGCCCCCAGCAAGUGCUGUACACAGCAGUGACUCACUGAGUGAGGGCUCAGAGAGACCCCUGGACAGGUAUAUAAGGCUCCCAGGCAGGAGGAGCCACAUCUACACACCUCCCUCUCCACCUGCUCCUCUCACCUCUCCACCUCCAUCACCAGAACCAUGACCUGCUGUGGCUGUUCCGGAGGCUGUGGCUCCAGCUGUGGGGGCUGUGGCUCCAGCUGUGGGGGCUGUGGCUCCAGCUGUGGGGGCUGUGGCUCCAGCUGCUGCUGUGUGCCCGUGUGCUGCUGCAAGCCUGUAUGCUGCUGUGUGCCAGCUUGUUCCUGCUCCAGCUGUGGCAAAGGGGGCUGUGGGUCCUGUGGGUGUUCCAAGGGGGGCUGUGGCUCUUGUGGCUGCUCCAAGGGGGGCUGUGGCUCCUGUGGCUGCUCCAAGGGUGGCUGUGGCUCCUGUGGGUGCUCCAAGGGUGGCUGUGGCUCCUGUGGGUGCUCCAAGGGGGCUUGUGGCUCCUGUGGGGGCUGUAAGAGCAGCUGCUGCCAGUCUAGUUGCUGCAAGCCCUGCUGUUGCCAGUCCAGCUGCUGCAAGCCCUGCUGCUGCCAGUCCAGCUGCUGCCAGCCCUGCUGCUGCCAGUCCAGUUGCUGCAAGCCCUGCUGCUGCCAGUCCAGCUGCUGCAAGCCCUGCUGCUGCCAGUCCAGCUGCUGCCAGCCCUGCUGCUGCAAGCCCUGCUGCUGCCAGUCCAGCUGCAGUGGCCCUGUGUGCUGCCAGUGUAAGAUCUGAGCUUCUAAGCUUAGAUGAGCCAGCCACAAUUCAAGGCUAACCCUCUCUGUUGGAUGAACCCAGCUGUGCCUCCCACUUCCUAAGUAGAGCCCGUGCACUCACGCACUGUCUCCUCUCAGGAUCUCCUCCCAAGUCACCGUCUGGCUCAACUGGCCAUGCUUUCCCACUCAGCAGCCUAAGCACUAAACACAUUCUAUCCUGUCUUUUGGUCUAGGAAAAUUCUUCGUUUGGAGUCUCAUUUAGAAAGAUGUGGGGUAAAGAUUUGCUGGAACUGUCUGUGAGCUAUACACUAUUUUCUCUUAAAUUGAAUGUUGCAAUCCAAUAAAACCACACAGCCACAAACCAAA